UACACCAUCCCCCUUAAUCAUACUUCAUCACUACCAACAACUAUACACUACUCUCACUAAAACUCUUUCUCAAAAUAAUAUAUUAGAGUGGACAAAAUCCCUUAUAUACUUUUCAGAACAUGGCUCAAAAAAGAGCUUGGGGUUUGUGACAACAAACUAACCUCUUUUCUUUCUUUCACUUGCAACAACAUUUGCGUUUGUGGGGCUAAAAAUAAAACGACCAAAACAUCUUUAAUCUCUUCACUCAUCACACUCUCCCACGCUUUGCAGAACCAUCAACCAGCUCUCUCUUACUCUCAACCAAAGUGGUAUUGCUCUAGUGGACAGGGAAUCUUGAGAGAUUGAAAUUGCAGGUUUGUUUCUUUCUGGGAUCAGCAGCAAGUGGCAGAGCUAUCAGAAAAUUCAGAUGAAGCUCAACAAGAAGAAACACCAAUUUAGAGUUAGAAAGGAACCAAAUCCAAAGAGUACUAUCCACAACAAAAACCUAUAACAAACCCAAACCCCAAUUUCAAGAAGGGAAAAAUAAUCUGAAUUCCCAUCACCAAAAUUUUGAGCACAAAACACCCCAUAUAUGAUAUAUGAAAUAGGCUCAGAGACAGAACAGAAGAAGAACCUUGUUUGAAUCAAACCACAGAGCAUAUAAAAGUGGUGUGUUAUUAUGGGAAUGAAGAGCACUGGGGGAGAGAUUGUUCAAGUCCAAGGUGGUCACAUUGUUCGAUCCACCGGCCGGAAAGAUCGACACAGCAAGGUUUACACGGCGAAAGGGCCGCGUGACCGUCGAGUUAGGCUCUCGGCACACACUGCAAUCCAAUUCUAUGAUGUCCAAGACAGGCUUGGUUAUGACAGGCCAAGCAAGGCAGUGGACUGGCUUAUCAAGAAGGCCAAAGCAGCCAUCGACAAACUCGCCGAGCUCCCUCCUUGGGAGCCUACACCUCCUCCUCCCACUACCAAUGAGGUGGAGGAGGAUCAGAAUGGAGGAUCAACUGACAUGGCAAUUGCAGAACAAUCAGAGUCUUCUGGUUACAAUUUUCAGCUUCAAAGGCAACUUGGUGAAGACCCUGAAAACCAACACCACCACUCAGCAUUCAUUCCUUCACCUAUUGACACUGAUGGUGGCAUAGCAUUUUUCCCAACAACGUCUGCUGCUUCCUCCAUCAAUUUCCAGAGCUACCCUCCUGAGAUAAUCUCAAGGACCAACAACUCCUCAGAGGAUCUUGGACUUUCCCUUCAUUCUUUCCAAGAUUCUGGCCUAAUUCAUCAUCAUGGACAGUCACAACAAGGAGGUGGUGCAGAUCAUCAAAACCCUUCUUCAAAUGACCAAACUCUCUUUGCUAACUACCAGAGAAUGGUGGCCUGGAACAGUGAUGCCGGAGGCACGCAAGCCGACAUGAACCGUUCCGGUUUCAUGGUGAAUUCACCUGGUUUUUCUUCUGCUUUUUCUCAUCAUCAACAAAGGGGUACCCUUCAGUCCAGUUUCUCACCAUCACUUCGCCCUUGGAGUGAGAUUCCUCAAAUGGCUUCUUCUAACGAGCAUCACAGCCAUGGUGUUGGCUCUGACAGGCCUUCAUCUUCUGCUUCUCCUAAUUCACAUCACUGACACCAAAAGCAUUGAACUUCACAAUGGUGCAGUGUUCCCUAUCUAUCGGUAUCAGGAGCAAUGUCUAACUAGAUUUGCAAUCUUGGGGGAAGAUUAAGAUGAUGGGCACAUUUUGAUCAUCUACAAGACUUUCAAAUUUGUCUGGUUGGAUUCAACUUCCUUUUUUUUUAUGGCUUUCUUUUCUUUCCCUUAUUGCAGGCCAAUUACACUGGUGUUUUCCCCCCUUCUAUAUAAUUAAUAGGGGGUUCCUUCAAAAGUUGUUUGAUAAAUUUGUGUAAUUAAAUCUUUAUGAAACUUUGCUCAAUUAAUAUAGGGCUUUGAGGUGGAUUCCUUGGUCAUUUAUAGCUCUCAUUGCUUGUUAGUGUUGAGAAUAGAGUAGUUCAAGAGGAAAAGAUUCUGGUUUGGUUUUGAUU
This is a messenger RNA of Arachis ipaensis, 2010 nucleotides long. RefSeq names its product transcription factor TCP4. The record is from RefSeq and is a predicted model, not a curated record. Gene Ontology annotation, cellular component: nucleus. Gene Ontology annotation, molecular function: sequence-specific DNA binding; DNA-binding transcription factor activity. Lineage: Eukaryota; Viridiplantae; Streptophyta; Magnoliopsida; Fabales; Fabaceae. Gene Ontology annotation, biological process: regulation of secondary shoot formation.